CCCAGCCAAUCUCAGAUUUUUGGGAUUUCUGAGAUGGCGUCGUAUUCGCCAACGCGCUUGUGUGGAGGUGGACUUGCAACGUUUCUGCAUCUUGUUCUCGACUACGACCACGUAGACACCUUUAACCUCGUAUACUAUCGACAAAGCUCUCUUCUACAUUGCUGAAUCGCUAUGAACAGCACCGGAACUCGCGCUCGAGAAGGUCCGCCACCGAACUUCAAGCCGCAGUGGUACUGCAAUUAUCGGAAACGUAUGUUCUUUGCACAGGGAUUUCCUGGUGAGUCUACGAGCUAAGGCUCAGAAGCUCUAUAACCACAUCCGAACAACAGCAUAUCUACUCGAUGCUUCCUCCGAAUGGCUCUCGCCGUUCAUUCCUGUCCUCAAGUCUGUGCCGUCUCAGAUGCAAUUCGGUCUCGAUUCCGUCAUCGGUGCUAUACUCCCAGGAGUUGGUGAUAUUCUCGGAACGUUUUUGGGACUGUACCAGGUACUCUUGAGCAUGUUAUUUGGGAUACCUCUCUCCGUCGUAGGCAUGAUGGUCUUGUAUUUGAUUGCGGAUGCAUUCAUUGGGAUCGUUCCGUUUCUUGGUGACUUCCUCGACGUUGCGUUCAAAGCGAACAUCUACAACCUCCAACUACUCGAGAAAGAGUUGAAGAAGUCUAAAUGGGCACCUAUAGUCGUGAUACCUCCCGCGGACGAAUGGCUACCCAGCGGUGGCGCGAGCGCAAGGAAUACAGGGAGGAAAUGGUGGGAUUUCUUUAAAGCAUGAAGAUGACUUCGGGAUGAGAUGAGGGGGUAUCACCACGAACGAUUGACUUCAUUAUAUCAUUUUCUUGGACGGGGCGGUCAAUCCACACGCACGAGGGGCCGUCAGCUGUUGUAUUUGUCGCCUGCAGUGCUAAUGUAUCUCCAUACACGACUUGGCCGCUGUGUGAAGCCUGGUCUUAACCACACGCCUUGUACUAAAUUG
Molecule: messenger RNA, 967 nt
Organism: Stereum hirsutum FP-91666 SS1
Lineage: Eukaryota; Fungi; Basidiomycota; Agaricomycetes; Russulales; Stereaceae
Exons: 6
Coding region: 401-766 (121 amino acids)
Source: RefSeq, a predicted model, not a curated record